GUAAAAACUGAUUUUUAAAGGGUAUUCGUCAGUGUUGCAUUUAAUUAUUUAUAGGUUAUUUAUUUAGACAUGUGGCAUCCAUAUAUUUUGUAUUCCCUACUCAGUGUGGAUCAAUGUUUUUAUUGUAUGGGUUAACCAAGUAGUAUGUGGUACUUUCUAAAGUGUCAUUCAGCUUUGCUCAUUUCGGCGUGCUUGUGCCUUUAAGCAGUUUCAUUCGCUCCAGUCCGCCUUAAAGCGCCAAGCAUGUGUGUGUGAGGGCCUCCCCCUGAUGGCCCUGCAAAAGACUGCCUGACCGAGCUCUUAAGGUGGACCGGAUGAGAUGUGCUGUUAUCUGUUAUUGUAUAACUGUUAUGAGUCCAGAAAGAGUUAAUUCCCACGGUCUUUCCUUUAACCCCAAAAUGACCCGGUCUUAUGAUUUGGAUAAAUUCAUAGUUCUUCAUAAGCUUUUAAUUAAUUUACAUACUAUGGCCUACGAGCAAUACAUGUGUAAAAUCACACAUAUCAUGGUCAUCUGUAUUCCAUUUGGAUAUGAUUGUAUUCUGGGCUUUUCUCAAAUAGCUUUUUUAAUUUUGAAUUAUUUUUGAAAUUCCUGAAGAUGAAGGGAAGUUAAAUGUGUCAAAUGCAGUAUGAUGGAAUAAAAUAUGAAAACAAACAUAUAACAGUAUCAAGAUUUAUUUUACAAUUAGCCAUCAUGUAUGUCAUGUUAUGUUAACAGACCAGUACAACACAAUGCUAAUGGUCUUACUAAAAGCCAUUAUAUUAAAGGGAUUACCGUAACAUCUGUUAUACCAAAAACAAACAGGUAUAUAGCAAAAACUAGAUGUGUUUAAGACUAAAAAUGUAUCUUUUGUAACUGUUUUAGACUAAUGUUUCAUAGCCUCUGGGUCUUGUUGACUUGUAUUGUUUGAUAUUGUUUUUAUUGAAGUUCUGGGCUUAUAGGACAGAAGUGUAUUAGUGCAGUUGUACAGUACGACAUCAACCAGAUGGCAGAAAGAUUACAAAGCGACGUCAGGUGUAGCCUACUGCAUUCUAAGCAUCAGCUAGAAGAUGCAGAAGAUGAACAUUCACUGAUCGCGAAGACAAGUGAUAAACCAAACAUAAAUCUCAUUUGAGAACCACUCAAGAAAAGUGAUAUUCAGAAAUUUAGUGACCUUAGAAACAGAUCAUCCUGGCAUCCCUUUGGCUCGACAGCUGUUUGAAAUUAACAGCAUACAAUGGCUUGGCUCCUCACUCUGAUAUUAGGAUUACCUCUUCUCGUGCAAUCUGCCACCACACAUGACUCAAUCUCAACACAACCCUCAGACCAAAACAACCUGAGCUCCCAAGGAACAAAUGACUUUCAGCAAACUCUUCACGUAUCUCCCCAAGAAAGCAGGACUGACAACAGGUUGCACAGAGACUUUCUUUUACCCCAUUGGCCCAACUUUGACAUUAUUGAGGGAUCUGGGGAAGGUAGUGGACUUCAGCAGAGCAUUGAGGUUAUAAUGCCCUCUAGUGGUGUGUUAGAGACGGACACAUUUAUUCCAGACAGAGCAGAGAAACUAGAUUUGAAUAUAUUUCAGAGUUCUGCCCCUUAUGUUCCACAAAGGCUAACACAACAUUUUUUAAAUGAUGACGACGAUCAACAUGUAAUUUUAGCAAACACAAACAGUGACCUUUCCACAAAGCCUGUUCAGUUGACUACGCACACCCACACCCCAUUUAUAAAUAACAAUGAAAGAAUGAACAAAGACCAGCCUUUGUUGACAACCACCAAAUCAAUCAGAGAGAGUGAUAUCACAGUAAACUCUACUCCAGGCAAUAUGUACAUACAGACAUUUACUACCAAUUUCAAACUCGAUCACAGUACAUCAGUGAAUGAUUUAGAAAUGAACAAACGUGAAGAUGAAAAGACUUUCCAAAAAACAAAGUAUGCUUCAUUCACCAAGACUUUAAGCUCCAUCACAAAGCCUGAAAUGCUUGGACACAAUGGCACCCUUAUGAUGCAAUCUGACUUUAUCCAAGAGUCCUUUGAUAAUCCCACAGUGAAAGAGGAACUUUAUGGCACAAAUCACGCGCCUACGGCCACACCUUCAUUCGAGACUGAUGAACAGCCAACAUGGUUAACAAGUUUGUUUGCAUCACUGACACAGAGCAUUUCUGGUACAACAGGUUCAUGCAUACUGGGCAAGUGCAAGGUUUCCAGAAGCAACAUCACACGGCUACAAUGGGACGAUUUGAAACGGACGCUAACCUUUGCAUGGGAUCUUCAUGUCUAUGGCUCAGCUACGCUCUUUUUUUUGGUAGUGGUUGUUGCUUCAUUUGGAGCGAUUGGUGGAGCUCAUAUGCGCCAUCCUUUCUGCGAGGCUUUCAUUCUUGCUAACAUCCUACUGCUGUUGGCAGGUUUGCUUCGAUUUUUACAGUUCAUAAUUGACCCAUACAACACAAGAAAUAUUAUGCCUCGCCCUGCCCUUUCUGCUUUGUAUAACUUACCCGUUACCUUAUUGCUCUGGGCCCAAGCCACCUUGGCACUAUUUUCUGUGAGGCAAGAAAGGCUGAGCCCUCAAAAUUCUCCCCAAAAGCUGUCAAUUACUGCAGGGGGAAUGGCAGCACUGCACUGUACCUCUAUCCUAAUGGCUGACCUGCUAUCAAAUACGUUAUCUCCAGCACUACCUUUAAUGCUGCAGACACUUACUAUUUGCUGGGGUUUACCACUUUGUUUAGGAAUCUUUUUUCAGUCUCUAAAAAAGCUCAGUCGCUCACACAGGACACCAGUGCCAAGGUGUAGUGCCUCUAAACGUGUAGUAAACAGUGCCAGGCGUGUGCUAUUGUUGUGUGGCAUGCUGGGGGUGCUCACCUGUGCUUUACAAAUCUAUUGCUUCCUCUGGCUUUAUGGAUUACUUGGUGACUGGCGAACAUUCAGGUGGGGCUGGUGGGUUGCCCAACUGUGGGCACGACUGUCAGAACUGGCAUGGAGUUUCUCUCUUCUGCUACUGGGAUCUCGGGUAUUCUGGAGGACACAAGGGAGACCACAGCAAAGUAAGAUGACAAAUAAAAGAGAACAGAAAAGGAAGCAGACGUCACAAUUGGACACACUGCUGGAUAGGUUUCCAAUGGGGCCUUGGAGUAGACCCGAUAGGAACUGGGCUAAACUGUUGCCAAAUAAUUGGGAAGGGCAAAAACAGUCCAGAGGAAAUGUGAGACGCUCAAUGAUACGAAAUCAAGCAACACCAGCAAUUUCAGUCACUACAGUACAUGACAACAAUAUAGUUAUUGAUGAAGGUGUCUUUCAUAAGAGCAGCAAUGACUGUCACGACACUCCACUGUGGACCAGUGGUGUGGAAUGGCAGGAACGUGAAUGCUUUCUCUCAUUAAUUGAGUUUGACCUUAGCCCCCCCUCAUCUGUCAACCUCAGUCACAGCAUUGACAGUGCCCUCCAUCAUGCCGGCUUGUUAGGAGUAGGUACUAUUUUUGCACCUUCAUCACCCUCUUGGAACCAGAAUGAGAGACAAUUAGUUAACAUUAAAUCACCCACCAUCACAACAAACCGAGCCUACGGGUGGGCCUUAGAUACAUGUGCAGACCCCCUCUCCACACAACACUUCGGGACAGCAAUUCAACAGACUCAAGUGUCUGCAAUUGAGCCUCUGUUGUCCUUGAGUCCAGAAACCAUUAGAAUAGUGUGGGAGAGGGAUUCGGCUAUCCCAAGAGUCACUACGGAUGAUGAUUUGGACAGCAUCGCGAGUGGAGAUGAUGUUACUAGUCUUUGAACUAUUAAAAUGUUUUGCCAUUUUCUUUUGCAGAAUAGCAAAGUAAACCUUAUUCAGAUGGUAAUUAGCUCUCAAAAGAAUGUCUGUAAAAAAUCUCAUUGAUAAAAAGUGGAUAUGUGAGGUUGUAAUUCUGGAAAUGCCCUUCUCAUCUGGUUAAUCACGUGAUCAUUCACAUGA
Molecule: messenger RNA, 3926 nt
Organism: Misgurnus anguillicaudatus (oriental weatherfish)
Lineage: Eukaryota; Metazoa; Chordata; Actinopteri; Cypriniformes; Cobitidae
Source: RefSeq, a predicted model, not a curated record